Messenger RNA from Ostrinia furnacalis (Asian corn borer), 1008 nucleotides. RefSeq names its product elongation of very long chain fatty acids protein 7. Gene Ontology annotation, cellular component: endoplasmic reticulum membrane. The coding region runs from base 30 to 851 and encodes 273 amino acids. Gene Ontology annotation, molecular function: fatty acid elongase activity. The record is from RefSeq and is a predicted model, not a curated record. Gene Ontology annotation, biological process: very long-chain fatty acid biosynthetic process; fatty acid elongation, saturated fatty acid; fatty acid elongation, polyunsaturated fatty acid. The transcript has 5 exons. NCBI's taxonomy places the organism in Eukaryota, Metazoa, Arthropoda, Insecta, Lepidoptera, Crambidae.
UCUUGUAGAGUCAUUAGAUUAGUGAAAAAAUGGGUGCGGGGUAUAAAAUAAUUGUGGAAGAUAUUAUUACCGAAAGUGCUAAGGACGAAAUCUCAACAUGGACGUUUUCGGAAACCACAACUGGACUGUUCAUGGUAUUAGGCAUCUACUUACUAAUUGUUGUAAAACUACUACCAGCCUACAUGGAAAGAAGACAGCCGUACAAACUGACUAAUGUGCUGAUAGUCUACAAUGGAUUCCAAGUCGCCUACUCCGUGUACCUGGUCUUUAUCUAUGCAAGAUAUUUGUUCAACUUCGGAAUAAUAACUACGAGAUGCCCUAAAGGAGAAGCUUUACAAGAGGUGAUCACAGAGAUCUACCCAUACUUCAUAGCGAAACACCUAGACUUACUCGACACGGUAUUCUUCGUUCUCCGCAAGAAAGACAAUCAGAUCUCCUUCCUCCAUCUAUACCAUCACUCCGCCAUGGUGUCUUGGACGUGGCUCCAUCUGCUACACCAUCCCACAGACCACUUCGUCUGUGUUGGGCUACUGAACAGCUUUGUGCAUGUACUGAUGUACGCGUACUAUGGACUUGCUGCUCUGGGGCCGGAGUACGCUAAGUUUGUGUGGUGGAAGAAGCACCUCACUAAGGUUCAGCUGGUGCAGUUCAUCCUAGUCGUCUCCCACCUGUACUACCAACAGAAGCUGACCCCGUGCCCGAUCCCGGCUUUCUUUCACUACUUCUGCAUGACCAGCAUCAUCACCUUUUUCUUCCUCUUCAUGAACUUUUACUGCAGAAGCUACAGAAGUAGAAGAACCAAGAAGAACAUCUGCGAACAAAAAGACGAUGUGACUGUGAAAUCUGAGUAACGUUUCAAGAUAAUCCCUAUUUGGAAACAAACCUUAACAUUCUUUACAUUCUGUAUUAAGAUCUUGCAAAAUUAUGUUUACUUGAAGCUAAAUAUGUUUAAUUUCAUGUUACUCUUUUUCCAUAGUGUUCAUAUCAAUAAAGUAAGUACGAAACUUU